CGAGGGUUCCUGCAAGCCGUUUCAGUUGGCGAACAACCUUCUGUGGCGACGCACGCGUUGGAAUCGGUUUAUCAGUUCGGUUCUUGGAUAUUCUGUGACAAACUUCGUGGAUGAUUUUUUAAUCUUUUUAACUAAACAUUUGAACAAUUCCAAAGAGCAAUAACAAAGUAUCUCAAAGAUGCCGGAGGAAGUUGCCGCCAAAGGCAGCAUUUUGGGCAAAUGUGUGCCCUCCCGCUACGUGCUAGCCAUAAUGGGGUCCAUUGGCAUGGCCAUCGUCUACGGCCUAAAGGUGAAUCUCAGCGUGGCAAUGGUGGCUAUGGUUAACCACACAGCAGUCCACAAUUUGGCGUCAAAUAAAACUGUUAGUAACACGACCAGCGCGAAUGAAUAUGAGGUGUGCCUCCCGCCAGGAGGCUCCACCGCAGCACCUGCUGCGCAAGAUGGUCCUUUUGUCUGGAGCGAGCCCCUUCAAGGCACCCUGCUGAGCUGCUACUUCUGGGGCUAUCUGGUCUCACAGAUUCCACUGGCCCAUGUCGCCGAGAACUUCUCGGCCAAGUGGGUGAUGCUGUUCUCCGUGGCAAUCAAUGUGGCCUGCACCCUGCUGACUCCGGUGCUCACCAAUCUUCACUAUGGCGGACUUAUCCUGAUGCGAGUUAUGGAGGGUAUCGGCGGAGGAGCCUCUUUCCCGGCUAUGCACGUCAUGAUUGCCUCCUGGGCACCACCCACCGAACGCAUGGUCAUGUCCACCAUCAUCUACGUGGGCACUUCGGCCGGCACUGCUCUCUCCAUUUUGAUGGCCGGUGUUCUCUCCGAGCAGUGGGGCUGGGAAUCAGUCUUCUAUGUGAUGGGUGCUCUCAGCUGCAUUUGGAUGGUUCUCUGGAUUAUUCUCGUUCAGGAUAAUCCCAAUAAACAGCGAUUCAUCAGUCCCGAGGAGCGCCAAAUGAUCAACAGCUCUCUUGGCACGGAAGUUAAGGAGGAACACCACCCGGCUGUGCCAUGGAAGAAGGUCUUCAAGUCCAUUCCGUUCUGGGCCAUCCUGAUUGCUCACACUUGCAGCAACUUUGGCUGGUACAUGUUCCUCAUCGAGAUUCCGUUCUACAUGAAGCAGGUCCUUAAGUUCAACGUGGCCAGUAAUGCGACCCUGAGUGCCAUGCCAUACUUCCCCAUGAUUAUCUUCAGUAUUUGCCUCGGAAAGCUGCUUGACAGUCUCCAGGCCAAGGGCAAGAUCAGCACCACUUUUGCCCGCAAAACCGCCACUUCUAUUUGUACAUUAAUUCCUGGAGCCUGCCUGAUCGUCCUUUGCUUCAUUGGAUGCCGCCACUACGAGGCCGUGACAGUCAUGUCAGUGGGUAUUGUGGCCAUGGGAGCCAUGUUCUCGGGCUUCCUGUCCAACCACAUCGACAUUGCCCCCAAUUUCGCCGGAACCCUGGUGGCGCUGACCAACACCGCGGCCACUCUUCCUGGCAUUGUGGUGCCACUCUUUGUGGGAUAUGUGACCAAAGGAAACCAAAAUAUUGGAGCCUGGCGUAUCAUUUUCGGAGUAACCAUAGUAUUGUUCGCUAUUGAGUUCCUGGUCUUUGUUAUCUUCGGCUCAGGACAGGAACAGUCCUGGAACAAGACAUCAGAGGCCGAAAAUAAGGACGAGAAGACCCCGCUGAAGAACAUAACCAAGCUAAAAACCUAGUUUCGAUCCCUUAACAAUAUUAUUUCUAAGAAGUGCUGCUUAUUUGGAAGCCUUUUGGAUACAGCUUGCAUCUAAUAGAGAGGUCAUCACUAGACUGUAUAUACCAACUACAAAAUGUAAUUUUUUAGUUUUUCUAAAACCCCAAGGCAGAUGUUGGAGUGAAAGCGAUAAGCGGAGCUAUGGGAGACCUCCGACAUCGGCCGAGAUAAUCGCAGACUUUUCUACGGAUUUAAAACUCAGCGCCCGAUCAAUGUACUUAACACUCUUGAUUCAUGUCUAAAAAUAAACCGAUGUCGUAGUGGA
Molecule: messenger RNA, 1987 nt
Organism: Drosophila ananassae
Lineage: Eukaryota; Metazoa; Arthropoda; Insecta; Diptera; Drosophilidae
Product: sialin
Exons: 3
Coding region: 179-1684 (501 amino acids)
Biological process (GO): transmembrane transport; monoatomic anion transport
Molecular function (GO): transmembrane transporter activity
Source: RefSeq, a predicted model, not a curated record